AUGAUCCUCAUUGAUUAAAUAAAGCAGCAUGAUGAAAUCUUGGCAAAGUAAUAGAAAAUAUUUGAAGAGUAGCUGAGAAGUUAAUAGCAAGUCAUAAAUUUAUUGCAAAAUUAGCUUAGUAAGAUAACAGUGAAUGGAAACAUAAACAAUCAUAACUAAAAACCCAAUCCAUAUGGACAUUAUGAAGCCUAAAAGCUAGAUUCAUCUAUUCAUACUAGAAAUACUCAAAACGAAAGCAGUUUGCAUACACCUAUAAUAAAAGCUUAGUAUUAUAACACUGAAGACACUGGAAAGAAACAAUACUUAUCUAGUACUAUUUCAAAAGAUUAGCAUAAAGUUUCCUUAUUAUAUAUGGACCACAAAACUUAUCUUGAUGAAAGACAUAAACAGUCUCAAGAUAGGAUAAGCCUUUUGAGAUAAUAGAAAAGAGAACAAGAGUUGACAGAACUAAAAAAGAGGCCACCUCAAACUCUUAAAAGCAAGUCAAGCAGAAAUGGCUAUCAAGAUAGAAUGACAAGAAGUCUUGAUAGAGAAAGAGGCACAUCCUCAUACAGUAGAUAAAUAGAAAAGAAUAAAGAAAAAAGUUUAAGCUAAAAAAGAGGAAUGAUAAUGAUUGAGAAGGGUGUUAACUUCACACCAAGAAUAUCCAAAAAAUCGCAAAGUUUAGAAAGAAACGUCAAUGACUUGCUUGAUUGGGAAAAGUCAAAAAAGUAAAAAAUAUAACUUACAGCCCAAGAAAAUAUCAAAGUUCAGGAACAGUCAUUAUAGAAGACAAUCUAGCUAUGUCCAGGUACAUUAAAAAUUAUGAAUCAAAUGAGAAAGAAUUCUUAAGAAAUUGAACAAGUUGGAGAAAGACUCUAUCAAAACGGCAGAGAAUCUUUGAUAAGGAAACAAGAAUAGGUUAUGAAAGCAAAUAAGUUGAAAUUGAAGUAGAUGAAACCUUAAAUUACUCCUAAAGGUAAAAAAUCAUAAGCAAUAUUCAUGGAUAAGGGUAAUAAAUGCUCUAAUAAAAAACCUAAGAUUCCAAAAGGAGGCAAGCAUGGAGGCAAGUAUUUGAAAUCUAAGGGCCGUAAAUCAAGUUAAGAGUAAAUGAGAGAGAAGCUUAAUAUGUUUAUUUAGACCAAAUAUUAGCUCUCAAACUAAAAGACCUAGAAUCAUACAGAAAUUAAGUUAAGUCGAAAUCAUGAUACUCCAAAUAAGAUCCUGCUUUAAACUUGCUCUCCAACUUUUGAAACAGAUAUAAGUAUCAAACAUUUUUAGAAUCUUGAAUAAGUUAAAAAGAUAGAAACAAGGCAGUCGCUUGCUUCAACCGGAGGGAGAGAAGCUCUAAAGUAGCUGCAAGCCAAUCCUAAUCUUAACCAAGAUGCAAUUAACAAAUACCUUGACUAGAGACUACAGCUAAUUGAUCAUGGCAACAAUGAUCACAGCUACCAAGAGUAAUCUCAUUUCAGUAAGAUUUAAUGUAGUGCAUCUCCGACCAUUAGUACUCCUAAGAACCAAAAUUAAAGCAGACCGAGUUUUCCUUUGACUGAGAUUACCUCAGGCCAUCAAAAUAUUGCUUAAGUCUAAGCUCCUCAUCCAUAGUUUAAAUAAGAAACAAAUCCUUACUAUUAAUAGUUAGGUAUGCUUUAAAAUCAAUAUCAAAUGCAGGUGAAUGGAUAGUUUAUUGGCUUGCCACAAUAAAUUUUACCUAUGGGACAUGGCUUUUACCCUUAUUAAUAUAACUAAUAGAUGCAAAAUGGUCAAAUGAUGUAAAAUCCUUAAUACACUGCUCAAUAAAUGUAACAGCCUGUGUCUUCUAUGCUAACUCAAGAAAUGAUCCUUUAAUAAAUUGAACUAAUCAAAUAAAACAUCAUUAAAAAUGAGCAGAUUUAGCAGCUUGAAUAGUAAAAGCGCCAAUAGCUCUAAUAAUAAUAAAAUUUGAAUGUAAACCACAGACCUUCUUUCUCUAGCAGCAAUAAUGGAGAUGUAAUUAGCAGUAAAAGAAUGGAUUCAAGGCUAUCUCUAGAUGAAGAAGAAGACUUAUUCAAGUAUUCUAUAGAUGAUUAAUUAUCGUCAAAUCACAAUCUAUUGCUCAUUUCAAAUAAUAAUUCUCAUAGAUGA
Molecule: messenger RNA, 2103 nt
Organism: Stylonychia lemnae
Lineage: Eukaryota; Ciliophora; Spirotrichea; Sporadotrichida; Oxytrichidae
Source: the annotation of a GenBank genome assembly